Molecule: messenger RNA, 1914 nt
Organism: Anthostomella pinea
Lineage: Eukaryota; Fungi; Ascomycota; Sordariomycetes; Xylariales; Xylariaceae
Source: the annotation of a GenBank genome assembly
AUGUUCCAGCCUCAGCCGACCCCUUUCGCCCAAUUCGGUUACCAUGGACUCGAUGUAGCCGACACAGAUUUCACCGAUUAUACUGCGUUCCAAAGCACGCCGCUGGGUCAGUUUGGGGGAGGGCAUGCCUUGGAUGCUAGAGCUGGAGCUGGAGCUGGAGCUGGAAUUGGUGUUGGCAGUGGCAGGCUGGGUGCAGUAGCUGGCGCUGGAGUUGGAGUUAGAGCUGGAGCUAGACCUGGAGUAAAUGCUGCAGCAGGUGCAAGAGGUGGACCGACAGCUGCUGACGUUUUCGGCUCGCCCGCUUUCCACAACGGCCACCAACUUCCUGCCAAUUACCACUCGAUUAACUCGAUACCGGGGCCCCAACACCGACACCAACAGGGGCAACCCCACCAUCGCACCUAUAACCACCGCCUCCAAUCCCAAUCCCACAACCACAACCACAACCACAACAACCACAACAACCACCUCCUCCACGACCGCGGCCACGGUCGCAGCCAGCGUCGCCACCGUCGGCAUCACACGAUGGAGCAGGACGAGAUGGCCCAGCAAGAGGCGGCAGCAUGGGACUACCAGCCGCAGCUACAGGGACCCCUGGUCGGCGACAAGACGUCCAGCCAGGCGAUAACAGAGGAGUAUGCCAAAGCAGAUCCAACUUAUGUCGCCAAAACAAUGGCUCUACCCGAGACGUAUUCGCACUACCGUCCGAUCCAAGGGGACGGUAACUGUGGUUGGCGAGCGAUUGCCUUUGCCUACUUCGAGACCCUGGCACAAUGUGGCGACGUCAACCAGGUCUCAGGCGAAAGAGCCCGACUGAAGAGCCUGGAUGUCUUCAUCCAGAAUGACAUUGGGGAGCAGACUUGGGAACUCAUGGUCGACAUGGUGGAGGAGACUGAUGUGUUAUUCGACGAUGUCAUCACAGCUAUGGAAGCCGGUCAAAAUCCUAUGGCAAUCAUCACCGCCAAGUUUAAUGAUGCUGCCACAUCGCCGAGCCUCAUCUACCACCAGCGUCUGCUUGCAACCGCAUGGUUGAGAGCUAACGCCGCAGAGUACCGGGAUCGCAUUGAGGGCGGUAUCGAGAGCUACAUCAGCAGCAACAUCAUGGUGAUCAACAUGGAGAUUGAGUAUAUUGGUGUCGUCAUACUGUGCGAUAUCCUGUUGAAGCCAGCAGGGAUGGUGCUGGAAAUUGCCUACCUGGAUCGAAGCGAAGGUACAGAGGUCAACGUGUACCGGAUGCCUAACGAGGCUGUUGGGCAAGGUGCUUCUACGUUGGGGCCGUUCAUCUACCUGCUCUAUCGGCCAGGCCACUAUGACCUCUUAUACCGCGACUCCCAGCUUCAGGCCACGCCUGUUCCUACCGGACCGAUAUCUCUCCAGGUCAACCGCGCAACCUUUGCACACCAUCACGACAUCCAGAGCACUGUUGCAUCCAACUACUCGACCUUGGAUCUGAGCGUCUUGGGAAUGAUACCCGGAGGCUUCGAGCCUUCAGGUCUGUCCCCCUUGACAUGUCCGACUGCUCCAUCCCCAGUCUCCGAUUCGUAUGCCCAUUCCCCUCAGUCGCCAUGGGUCACGCAGAACUUCCCGGACAACCUCCCUCUUCCGCCUUCGCAGCAGCCGACUCCUCCACAGCAACAAGCCACUACUCCAGUGACGGUACAUCCUCUCCGCUUCAGCAAGUACAACUUCCCCCUCUUGCCCGAGAUGGCGGAGAACAACAGCUCGUACGAACCUGCGUACACCACAAACACGUUCAAGAACAGCCACUUCAACGUCGCCCACUACAACAACACGAAUUUUCAGCCGGAAAUGUACAGACCGGAUGGCGAUGAAGAGAUGCCAAGCGGCAAGGUUGGGGGCCGAAAACGGAGCACUGAGCAUUGCGCGUUCAUCAAAAAGGAGAGCAGGGGAUAG